Molecule: messenger RNA, 4051 nt
Organism: Cuscuta campestris
Lineage: Eukaryota; Viridiplantae; Streptophyta; Magnoliopsida; Solanales; Convolvulaceae
Source: the annotation of a GenBank genome assembly
GUCUGCCAUCUGAUCGGGUUAAUCCCAUCAUUGGUGCUUUCAUUGAGAGAAAACUGUGAGAUAAGGUUGUGAGAUUAUGGCCGGACGAAGGACGAGACGUAACACUGCUGCUUGCGCCCAGUCGACGGUGAGGAGUGACAACCCUGAACAGGGUAUGGUUGUUCCUGUCAAUGGGUUGGAGACGGCAUUGAAUAAUGUGCCUAACAUGAUGGCCAACAUUAUGGAACGAUUGGAUAAGGCUCUUCCAGGUCCAUCCGGUACCCGGGACAUCCCUGCCGGGCAACCCCGCCAGGUCCUGCGUACUGCGAGUUCUCCUAUCCUCAAAGAGCUUCAUGAUCCGGAGGAGGUUGAGAGGGAGAGACAAGCCGUUGCCAGACGCCGGGCGAAGGAAUUGGCCCGGAAUAAUAAGGUGAAUGAAGACCGGGCCAAGGGUGCAAGCCGGAUCGUCGACAAUGGAAACGAAAACCUGCGGGGAACUGUCUUUGAAAGGAUAUCUCGCCAGAAAGCUCACGUUAGUGAGAGGCUGGGGAAGAAUCUGGAUAAGGCACCCCAGGAGCAAAGUCAGGGUCCCAGCACCACAGCGUCUGGGGCCGCCGGUGCUGGAAGCAGGCGAAUUCCAGGACCUGAGGGAUUGAAAAUGCCGUUUGUUAAGCGUUAUGAUGGGGAGUUAGAUCCCCAGGAACACAUAAACAGCUAUGUCCAGGUGAUGAUUGCCGUAGACGCCAGUGACGCACUCAUGUGCCGGUGCUUCUUGCAGACAGUUGAUAGCAAGGUUGCGGAUUGGGUCAACCAUAUUCCUGCCAGAUCGAUCCGGACGUGGGAUGAAUUGGGAUUGCGGUUCCUAGAGCACUUUGCCGGGAACUGCCGUCCCAAGAAGCAUUUCACUCACUUGGCUUCAGUGCGACAGAAGCACGGAGAAUCAUUGAAGAAUUUCCUUAUUCGAUGGAGGAAAGAGUCCAGGGAGGUUGAAGGAACUGACAACCUCACAACGACCAUGUUCACGGCGGCAUUACAGGAUGGAAUUCUUCACACCGACCUUACAACUCAUCCCCCGGAUACCUUCGAAGAAGCAAUGGUCCGGGCCAGAAGGUAUGUGACCCUGGAGGAGAGAAAGGAGGAGAAGAAGGAGAAGACUCCUAAAGAAGAAGAGAAGACGGGAAAUAAGAAGCCGUUCAAAAACAAGAAGCAGGGCUUCUCGGAUGGCCCAAAGGGCACAAGUCCUAGGACCUCGGAUAAGCACAAAUCUGCCAAUCCGGUCUUCACAUUGCCGGUGGCUGAGGUCAUGGCCCACGCUGCACAGCAGGGACUCAUGACUUACCCAACCUAUUCUCAAAAGGUCUGCAAUGUGGAGGACACUGGAAAAUGGUGUGCAUGCCAUCGCAAGAAUGAUCACAAUACGGAGGAUAGUUAUACCUUGAAAAACGAGAUGGCAAGGCUAAUCCGCCGGGGCCAUCUGAAGAAGUUUGUACAAGAUGGUGACGCGGGAAAUCCCAGGAAUGCUCAGAAUGGAAAGCGUAGAGAUAAAGAGGCCCGGGAGAAACGCCAUAUCGGGCUAGAAGAUGAAGAAGAGGAUUCAGAACCCGCGCCGCACCGCCAGAAGAGACACUACGGGUGUAACUUCAUCAUCGGUGGAAAUACUAUCAGAGAUUCAGCCACGAGCCGGAAGAAGUGGGCCAACGCGGCGACGGUCAACAUGGUGCUGGUCCCAGAAGGUAAGAAGCUGAAAACCGAGCCAAUUGUAUUUUCUAAUGCUGAUCUUCCAGAAACAGGGGUCCCCCAUAGGGACGCCCUGGUGAUUACUAUUGAUAUAAUGGACUUACUGAUCCAUAAAACCCUUGUGGAUAUGGGAAGUUCCGUUAAUAUCAUGUAUAUGGAUACGUACAAGGAUCUGGGUUUGACAAGGGAUGAAUUGUCACCCAUUAAGACUCCACUGGCCGGGUUCACUGGUGACUCUAUUGAACCGGAGGGGGUAAUAACUCUCCCGGUCGAGAUAGGGGAUACUAAGGCCACCCGGAAGUUGGACAUGGAGUUUGUGGUGGUGGGGAUAAUCUCCAACACAAACAUCAUCCUAGGCAGACCCGGAUUGGAAGAUUUAGAGUGUGUCAUCUCACCUCAUCACCUGUGCAUAAAGUUCCUAACCCCCCCCCCACGGAGUUGGAAUCGCCAGGGGAUCUCAGAGAGUGUCCCGGGCAUGCUCCUGAGGGCCGAGGAAAAACGUCCUAGGGUAGAAGUUGCUGGCGACAUUGAAGAAGUGGAACUAGAGCCAGGCACGCCGGGAAGGUUAGUCAGGAUUGGCAAGGGCAUGGGGGCUGAACUCAGAUCACAGGUGAUUUCAGUCCUUAGAAGAUUCAGGAGGGUCUUUGCAUGGAGUCUGGCUGAUAUGCCAGGGCUGGAUCUUAAGAUUGCAGUCCAUCGCCUAAAUGUUCUGCCGGAUGCUAAACCAGUGAAGCAAAAGCGGAGGCAUUUGUCGCAGGAAAGAAGAGAUUUUGUGAAAAAGGAGGCUCACCGGAUCGUUGUGCUCACGAAUGAGCCUUUGGCGUCACUUACCCGAAGCCCGGCGGCAUCUGCCCGGAUGACCAAGUGGGCGGUCUUUAUCAGUCAGUAUAAUGUGGAGUUCAGGCCGCGCCCGUCGAUCAAAGGGCAAGCACUCGCCGACUUUCAAGUUGAGUGCACCGCCAGGGAAAUGACAAGAGCUCAGGUUGAAACCCGAAUAGAAAAUGACUGGUGGGUAAUGAGCAUCGAUGGAUCUUCUGGGUCUCAAUCUUGCGGAGCAGGUAUCGUCGUGAUCACCCCAGAAAAUUUCCGGAUUUAUUACGCUAUUAGAUUUCAGUUCCGCGCAUCCAACAAUGAAGCUGAAUAUGAGGCCCUGAUCAACGGAUUGAAGAUUCAUAGUAAGUUGGGAGUAUCCAGGGUUCAGGUUUACAGCGAUUCCCGAUUGGUGGUGGGACAAAUCACUAGGGAGUUUGAAGCAAAGGAAGAGAGGAUGAAAAGGUUGGCCAAAUACAUUGAGGACGGUGAAGCCCCAGAGGAUCCCCAAGAAGCACGUCUGUUGCGAAUGAGGGCACCUGCCUACAAGAAUAUACCCGAGAGGCCAGCCACAAAUUACACGCCCAUCAGCUCUGUGAUUCCCUUCUCAAGAUGGGGGAUUGAUAUUGUGCGAGCCCUACCGAAAGGAGCUGGGCAGGCCAGGUGGAUUGUGGUGGCAAUAGACUAUUACACCAAGUGGGUGGAAGCUGAGCCACUUGCUGGGAUAACUGGGAGGCAGAUGAUCGACUUCGUUAGAACGAAUAUACUCUGCAGAUUUGGAGUCCCAAAGCAGAUCAUAUCUGACAAUGGAACCCAGUUUGAGGAAGCAGAGUUCCAAGACUUCCUCAAAACUUGGGGAAUUCAGCAUACAAAAGUGUCCGUUGCCUACACUCAGGCCAAUGGACAAGUGGAGAACGUCAAUAGGACAAUCAUAGACGGCAUGAAAAAGAAGCUGCUUUCAGAGGGAAGCAAAUGGGUGGAUGAACUACCCAGAAUCCUGUGGACAUACAAGACGACUCCAAGGAGAGCUACUGGUGACACUCCUUUUGGCUUGACCUAUGGUUUUGAAGCCCGGGAUCCCGCUGAGGUGGUAAUCCCCACCAGGAGGGAGAUAGAAUAUGACCCGGAAGUGAACGAACAGAGUCAAGCCGUAGAACUGAACUUCGUAGAGGAAUGAAUGGAUGAAGCACGGAUCCGGGCGGAGAAUUAUCGUCGCCAGGUGAAAUCUUACUUUGAUAGUAAGGUGAAACCAAGGGCGUUCCAGGUGGGGGAUUACGUUCUGAGGAAACAAGAGAAAAGUCAACCAACUAAGGGUGGGAAGCUGGCUUAAGAAGUAUGAGGGACCUUAUAUCAUCAAGGCCGUUGUUCGCCCAAGUACCUAUAAGUUGGUGACUCCCAAGGGAAAAAAAAUUGAUAGGACAUGGAAUGUAGAGCACUUGGUCAAAUUUUAUCAGUGAAACCAUUUUGUAAAAGCGCUUUAUUUUUAAAUUUAAGAUGUUUGUUUCAAUAAAUUUUUUUCCUUUAA